This is a messenger RNA of Penicillium manginii, 519 nucleotides long. RefSeq names its product cupin domain-containing protein. The coding region runs from base 1 to 519 and encodes 172 amino acids. The transcript has 2 exons. NCBI's taxonomy places the organism in Eukaryota, Fungi, Ascomycota, Eurotiomycetes, Eurotiales, Aspergillaceae. The record is from RefSeq and is a predicted model, not a curated record.
AUGGACACCCCAAUCCGCCGCAUAAUCGCCGAACACGACAAGAAAGGCAAAGCCUCCUUCGUGACCGAUGAAUACCUUACCCCCUACGACCCCAAAACCGCACCAGCCUUCACAACCCCAGACUCCAACUCGGGCUUCGGCGUGAUCCAAAUCCACCGCUCCCGCAGCUUUCCCGCAGAUAAUAUGCUCCAGCUCCCCGAUCCACACAAGACUCUCGUCCCACUGGCCGAUACAAAGGGGCCCUCUUGUCGAAUUAUCGAUCUCCCACCUGCUGAAGCGGGGUGGAUGCAUCGGACCCUGAGCCUGGACUAUUUUGUCAUCUUGACCGGCACGGUGGGGUUGAUUACGGAUGGGGGUGUGGAGAAGAUUCUGCAGCCGCAUGAUGUUGUUGUUUGUCGGGGACGAAUCAUGAAUGGGAUUUUUGGCGUUGUUGUGCCCAGUCAGGAGGUUGUUACAGAGGAUGGGGUGAGGUUGGAGAAGACGCCUGCUGGGCCGAUUUAUGAUCCUGAGGAGGAGUGA